Molecule: messenger RNA, 2550 nt
Organism: Rhodotorula toruloides NP11
Lineage: Eukaryota; Fungi; Basidiomycota; Microbotryomycetes; Sporidiobolales; Sporidiobolaceae
Exons: 11
Coding region: 1-2550 (849 amino acids)
Molecular function (GO): oxidoreductase activity
Source: RefSeq, a predicted model, not a curated record
AUGGCGCCGUUCCCUUCGCGGCACCUGCGCAAGCCCAGCGACUCGCUCCUGCCGACUAUCCACUCGCCGCCGUCCCUCUCGCUCUCGACCUCGUCAGCCCACUCGUACCCUCCGCUCCCGCCCUCGAACCCCGCCUCGCCGCGCCCGUCCUCCCCCAUGCACGAGACGCCCCUCCAGCGCGCGCAGAGACUCGACCCGAAGAGGCUCUUCGGCGGGAUGAAGGCGCCGACGCACGGCAGCACUGCUGGAGUCGGAGGAGUGACUGCCGAGAGCAGGGAGACGGUCAGGCGGUGUCUCGAGGAGAACCACAUCCACGCACACACGUUUUUCAACGACAAGGGCUUCCACAACCACUGCUCGCAUCACCUGCUCGGCGCCUACUCGCUCGGCGCCUCUCCCGCCCUCCUCGAUGAUAUCCUCAAGCUGCACCAUGAGACGGCUUUCAAACCGAUGCCGCCGAUGGCGCCGGUCGAGAUUGACGAGGGGAACUGGACUGAACACCUCGGAGACGAGCGCUACUACCCCAACUACCUCAACUUCUUCCACCGGCUCAUCUCGACCCCUCCCGCCCCUCACUCGCCCUACUACGGCCGCCACGCCUCGUCUGCCGUGCCCGUCAUCGAGCAGUACCUCUUUGGUGGAGAGGGACAGAUGCUUGUCCGCGCUGUGAGCGGCGCGAUUCACCCGCUCAUUCACAUCGGACAUGGAGUCGAGUUUGGGCUGGACGAGCACGUUGCAGAGGGCCUCGCCAUGUGCGCGGUGCACGAUGCACGCGUCGCCUCGCUCUUCCCGGAAGAAUGGCCUCCUCGCCCUCCCAAACCUUCGCAACUCCAAUCGACCCUCUCGUCCGCCUUCUCGAGCCUCCGUUUCGCCGCCAACGGCCUCCUCUCGAACGGCCACUCGUCCUCACCCUCUGCCGCCUCUCCCCCCGCACCCGCCUCUACUGCCCCCUCCGCAUUCUCCACCUCCUUCCCGACCGCCUCCCCGACCGACUCCUUCGCACGCACAGCCGCCUCGCUCCCCCGCGACCGGCGAUACCCGCGCGAGGGCUUGAGCGGGUUCACGAUCCUCGCGCGAAUCCUGCACGACGAUGCGCUCGCCCCAGGCAAUGCAGGGCAGCUGUCCGACAUGCCCAAGCUCGAUGCGGUGUUGCGGAACCGCGCAGGCCGGAUCGUGCAGUGGUGCGAGGAGUGGAAGUUCUCGACGGAGAAAUCGAGUGGGUGGGAAGAUGCGGAGCAGAGUGAGAGGAGGAAGCGCGCGGCGAGGGGCAUGAGGGGCACGCCGAGUUGGGACGAGUGCGUCGAGAAGUGUGAAGAGCUGUUUUGGAUGGCGACGGUCGUUUAUGCGGCGGCGACCAGGCCCGGGUACAAGGACAUCAAGCUGGACUUUUUCGACAUGCACGGCCUGACGAGCGUCCUCUUCCUCCCGCCCCUGCUCGAGGCCAUCUCGCCCCACCUCCGCCCGUACCUCCUCGUCUCGCAUUUCCGCAUCCUCAUCGCGUACUGGAUCUCUCGUGGACGUCCGGAACUGUACAUCACCGAGACCCUCAUGGCUGCGUCCGCUUACCCCCGCCCGCCCACCCCGGCUCUCUCCUCCUCCCGUCUGCGCAAGACCGCCGUCCGCCGCGCACUCGACGAAGCGCUCGUCGACCGGCACUCGAACCAGCACGACCCGCACGAGUCGCGGCCGACUUCGCCUUCCUCUCACGGGGUGAAGCAGAACGUCCUCAAUGAGGGAUACGUCGAGUCUCCACUGACGCCGAAAGCGUCGGACGAUCACCCGCUUUCGGCUGCAAAUGGGUUCCAUGGCUCGGCGCAGGAGGAGGAAGAGCAGGAUGACGAGCGCGUCGACGAGGCUGCGAACCCGUGGAUGAAGGUCCUCGCGAGCGCCGUCGAUCACCACGACGAGCACGUCACUAAAGUCGUCCGGUCGCUGUUCUUCGCCGCGACGCACUUUGGACAUUCGGAGAAGGGAAUGUUUACGUCGAGCUUGCCGGGGACCGAGGCGAUGGACGGGACUAUCUUCAUUCGCGCCGCCGGCUUGACGCUCGACUCGAUGGGCUGGGCACACGAAGGCGACUCUGGCCACCCGGGCUCAUGGGACCGCUCCGCCCUCGGCUACCCCUCAACCUGGGACGACUCGGAGCUCCUCCCCGGCGCGUCGUGGCCUCCCCCUUCGCGCGGCGGAGUCGACAGGAAGGGCAAGAGUCGCGCUUCGAGUUUCGCGUCGAACGGGACGAGCGCGGGAAUGCGUACCCGCAGCGGGACGGUCGUUGCGAGUCCGACGAUGGCGAGUCCGCAGAAUGGGUUUGCCGGAGGACAGCAACACGAUCUUGGCGGCGCGCUCCUUGCGCCGAGACAGUCGUUCGCGCCGGGAAGUCGCUCGGCGUCGCCGUCGCUUUCGGCAAGGAGUCGUAGCCCGAGUCCGGGAGUUGGCGUGGCGGGGAGUAUUGAGGGGAGGCAGGGGUGGAGGAAGGUUGGGGAGGUCGUGACGGACGAGGAGAGGGAGAGGCUCCACCGCUUCGACACUAUCAACAUCGCCGCCGCAUAG